CAUGCGCAUCAGGCAGCUAGUCAUUUGACGACGUGUACCCGGUGUGUACAAGUCUUCAGGUAUCUCACCUCUGCUGGGAAACAAGCUGCCAUUAAAAUCUCGAAAAGCCUUAAAACAGCGAAACCAUGGGAGGCUCGCAGAGUGUGGAGAUACCGGGAGGAGGCUCUGAGGGCUACCACGUCCUCCGGGUCCAGGAGAACUCGCCUGGACACCGAGCAGGACUGGAGCCUUUCUUUGACUUCAUCGUUUCCAUCAAUAACACCAGACUGAACAAGGACAACGACACAUUGAAAGACUUACUCAAAGCCAGUGUGGAGAAACCGGUCAAGAUGCUGGUUUACUCCUCAAAGACCCUGGAGCUGCGGGAGUCUACAGUCACACCCAGCAACCUGUGGGGGGGUCAGGGCUUGCUUGGUGUCUCAAUUCGUUUUUGCAGCUUCGAGGGAGCCAAUGAGAAUGUUUGGCAUGUUCUGGAAGUGGAGCCUAAUUCCCCAGCAGCCCUCGCCGGCUUGCGGCCGCACACUGACUACAUCAUCGGAGCUGACACUGUUAUGAAUGAGUCAGAGGACCUGUUCUCUCUGAUAGAGAGCCACGAGGGGAAGGGCCUGAAGCUCUACGUGUACAACACAGACACUGACAACUGUAGAGAGGUGGUCAUUACACCGAACAGCGCCUGGGGAGGAGAGGGCAGCCUGGGAUGUGGGAUUGGCUACGGAUACCUCCACCGAAUCCCUACCCGGCCCUUUGAGGAAGGGAAGAAGAUCAGCUUCCCUGGAAACUCCCCCAGCGAGCCUGUCAGUCCGCUGAAGGAUGGAUUCACUGAGGUCCAGCUCUCAGCAGUAAGCCCUCCUCCUACUGCACCUGCUGUCCCUGGCCUUGAAGAUUCACUGUCCGGCCUGUCAAUCAGCACAGCCCCGCCCACCAUGCCCAGUGAGCUUCAGACAGGUUUGCCCACAGUCCCUCUGCUCCCCUCCACUUCCAGCCCCUCCCUCAGCCCGCUCACUCCACUGAAUCCUGCUACCACCACCUUCAACCCUGCCACCACGCUACCAGGUCUGAUGCCCCUCCCGGCUGGCUUACCCCCACUACCGAACCUUCCCAACCUCAACCUGCCACUCCCAGACCUCAGUGCCAUGUCACUAGCAGGGACCAGCACCUUACCGCCUCCAGCAGGAAUGACAGGAGUCCCAAAUCUUGCCUCCCUCCCUCCCCUCAACCUGCCAGGUCUGGCCCCGUUGCCCCCUCUGCCCACAAUGCUUCCCUCCCAGCUGCCUCCACUCCUGCCUCAGGGAGUGGCCCCCAUCCUGCCCACCUCCACCACCAUCGCUGCCCCUCCAGCCUCGGUCACAGUCACAGCGGCGCCUGCAACCGAGCCUGCCGCCAACACCACAACACCCACGGAAGCCGCCUCCACGAACGCCACGGAAACACAAGCCCCCACGGAAACACUAACGUCGUCGUAACCUGGGAAAGAACGACCCGCUUGCCAUCAAACCAAAACACACACACACCUGGUUUCUCUUUCUACCCCAUCUGUCUUUCUCUGUUAUUUUUUUUCUAUUUAUUUGGCCAAGAGGGACAGUCAGACAGCUGCACCAGUUCAGACAUAGAGGUCGACAUGUUCCAGGUAUGGGUGAGGAGGCUUGUGUGGAGCAAUGAAGGAUGAAUGGAUAUGAAGAAUGGAGGACGGAUGUAAACUGGUCUUACCAACAUGUCUUUAUUGCCAGAUUGAUAUAUUGCAGAGAAGCUGGUAGCAUGGCAGCUCGCCUUAGCUACUGUAUGAGGAGGACGAGGUCUACUCUUCGGUUUGUAGUACGCUUCGCACUUCUGCAGGUGCAACAAGGCAAAGAACUAUCUUAGGAUUUUCACCUUUCUGAUGUGUCAAUCCUCUCUGUUUCACAUAACUUUUUUUUUUAUAUAAACGGUGUAUGUUUAUAGGGCUGGACGAUAAACCGAAUUUACUCAAUUACCCACACCAUUAAUCUUGUAUAAAUAAAGUAAGAAAAGUUACAAAUACAAAUGACAACAAAUGGACGUUUAACUAACCAAUCAGCUCACAGUCCAGGCGAGGAGUUCUUUAACUGGUCACACUGGAAUAAAUCAGAACAGAAGUGGGAUAACGCAGGAGAAUAAAUAUCAUGCACUGCUGUAUUGGAAAAUAGUUGUUACACUCAUUGCUAUUAAGGUAAAUAUGAAUUUAUCAUGCGAUAGAUUCUAGGUCAUAUCGUCCAGCCCUAAUGUAUAACCUCUUAUUAGUUAGUUGACCCCUGACCAAUAGAUAUAUUUGAUUGACAUGUAUUAAUUUUUGUUGAAUUUGCUGUAUGAGUGUCCCCACCCAGUAAAUGAAUCUGCAUUAUUUUGCACCACCUUUUGAGUUUUGAAAUGAUUAGUUAUGUCUGUCCCCUCGUAUGUCUUCACCUAUAUCCAGAACUCUACAGUUACCCGCCCGUCUCUACCACACAGACGGCAACAGCCUGGACGCCAUGCCAGAAGGGACGGAGGUUUACAGUUACAUGAUCUACUCAGUGAGGUGUGUGCUUGCUGUCGGGUGAUUAGUUGGUAGGGUGAAACAUGGGUGCAGGUUUAUUAAAUACACAGUACGUCUCCUUCUGGCAUGGCACGAAGUGAAUUUGUAGGCAGAGUUGCAGUGAUGCCGUACAGCCGCAAGAUGUCGCUGUAAGAAUUUACUGAAAACAUCUCCAGUAUGCACAGUGCGAGCAAUAAAGCCAAAUUAAUUUUA
Messenger RNA from Thunnus maccoyii (southern bluefin tuna), 2740 nucleotides. RefSeq names its product Golgi reassembly-stacking protein 2-like. Gene Ontology annotation, biological process: Golgi organization. Gene Ontology annotation, molecular function: protein binding. Gene Ontology annotation, cellular component: Golgi apparatus. The record is from RefSeq and is a predicted model, not a curated record. Bases 126 to 1463 code for a protein of 445 amino acids. Lineage: Eukaryota; Metazoa; Chordata; Actinopteri; Scombriformes; Scombridae. The transcript has 10 exons.